Molecule: messenger RNA, 1342 nt
Organism: Trichomycterus rosablanca
Lineage: Eukaryota; Metazoa; Chordata; Actinopteri; Siluriformes; Trichomycteridae
Gene: phb1
Product: prohibitin
Exons: 7
Coding region: 87-902 (271 amino acids)
Biological process (GO): mitochondrion organization
Cellular component (GO): membrane; mitochondrion
Source: RefSeq, a predicted model, not a curated record
UAGGGAGCAAGCGUGCUCAUGUGUUUGAUGCGCAGGCUCUUGUGGAGGUCACAGUGAACCGACAGAUCUUGGGCCCCUGACACACCAUGGCGAAGCUGUUCGAGUCAAUCGGGAAGUUAGGUUUGGCCUUGGCGAUCGGAGGAGGCGUGGUUAACUCUGCCCUCUAUAAUGUUGAUGCUGGUCACAGGGCUGUCAUCUUUGACCGCUUCAGAGGAGUUCAGGAGGCUGUGGUUGGAGAAGGAACACAUUUCCUGAUUCCAUGGGUUCAGAAACCAAUCAUCUUCGACUGCAGGUCCAGACCACGCAACGUCCCUGUCGUCACUGGAAGCAAAGAUCUUCAGAACGUGAACAUCACAUUGAGAAUAUUGUUCAGGCCGGUAGCAGGUCAACUACCAAGGAUCUUCACCAGCAUUGGAGAGGACUAUGAUGAAAGAGUUCUUCCUUCCAUCACCACUGAAGUGCUGAAAUCUGUUGUGGCCAGAUUUGAUGCAGGAGAGCUGAUCACUCAGAGAGAGCUUGUCUCAAGGCAGGUCAGUGAAGAUCUAAACGAGAGAGCAUCCACAUUCGGCCUCAUCCUCGACGAUGUCUCCCUGACACACCUGACAUUCGGUAAAGAGUUCACAGAGGCUGUGGAGAUGAAGCAGGUGGCCCAGCAGGAAGCUGAAAGAGCGAGAUUCGUUGUCGAGAAGGCGGAGCAGCAGAAGCAGGCAGCCAUCAUCUCGGCGGCCGGUGACUCCCAGGCCGCCCUUUUGAUCGCCGACUCUCUGGCCGUGGCGGGAGACGGGUUAGUGGAGCUGCGAAAACUGGAGGCAGCCGAGGACAUCGCCUUCCAGCUCAGCCGCUCGCGCAACGUCACCUAUCUGCCCUCUGGCCAGGGCACGCUGCUGCAGCUUCCUCAGUAAACACACUUGCUGGACACACACACACAUACCUGCUGGUCUAGACUGAGCUCCACAACAGGUGUUCACAGAUGGACUGGGGAUUUCCCACCAGUGAGAGGGAUUCAGAGCAUGGUUAGGGAAUCCAGCAGCACUGCUUUGUGUGUGUGUUUGCUAAAUGUAAUACGUUUGAUUUUGUAUACAUUGUUAAAGCAGUAGAGUCUAAUGGUAGCAGUUUACCCCAACAGCACUAAAGUCUUCAGAAAAUAAAACUUAGACUAGAGUGAAAUGUGGGCUUAAUGGCGCCAUUUGUCUCUCUCUGUGCUGCUGUUAGCCUGAUUGUAUUCUCCUGUUUGUGUUCCUCCCAAUUGUGUUGGAGAAGUAAGACUAUGGAACGCCCAUCCAUUCCAAAUGUUAUAAAGUGAUAAAGUCAUAAUAAAAAGAUUUCUACUGAAGGAUAACAA